AAUCUCAAAAGUGAUUGAUUUAUGUAGACAACAGAAUUAUAUUUUUUUGACAAAACAAUAUAAUGACUAUUAAUUUAAUAUUAUCAUUGUUUGCAAUCAUAACGUUUUUUGAUACAAUAUUUGCAAUUACCGUAUCAUUAAAUGGCAAUGAUUGGUAUGCGACAAAUCAAAAUAAAUCGCUACGAGUUGUGGCCAAAGUUCCCGGUUCUGUAUAUACAGACCUCAUGAGAAACAAUGUACUCAAAGAAGAUCCUUAUUAUGGAACCAAUGACUUCAACUAUAAAUGGGUGGCAUUUGAUAAUUGGACGUAUGAUAAGACAUUUAAUGUUGACGAAACAAUAAUUAAUAAGAAAGGAGUAUAUCUUGUUUGCCAUGGAUUGGAUACCGUCAGCAAAAUAUAUAUAAAUCAAGUAAUGAUUGGCACAACCGAUAAUAUGUUUGUCCGCUACAAGUUUGACAUCAAAAGACACUUAAGAUUAGGUCAAAACACAAUUACCGUUUCGUUUGAAUCGGCCCUCACGUACGCUAAAAGAUUGCACGACCAACACGUGAGGGACCGUUAUAUAGUGCCUCCAGAGACGACACCAUUUGCUCAAAGAGGUGAUCUUCACGGCAAUUAUAUUCGUAAAAUGCAGUCUUCAUUUAGCUGGGAUUGGGGACCGUCAUUUCCUACACAAGGCAUUUGGAAAGACAUAGUUAUCGAGGCCUACGAUUCAGCAAUUAUUAGAGAUAUCAAAGUGGAUACCAUUCCCAUCAAUAGUAAUCGGUGGCACUUAAACAUUACACUUCAUUUAGAAUCCAUAUAUAAUACAUCUUUUGAUGGUUUGGUUCAGAUAUUUCUUUACAAUACAGAACUAUUUAGAAGUCGAAUAUCAUUUGUUGUGGUAUCUGAUGGUAGCGUAACACUGAGUCUCCCGGUGCCUAUAAAUGAGUCUAUUGUUAUACAUGAAUGGUACCCAAACGGAAUGGGCUCUCAAAUGCUCUACAAUUUAAGAGCCAUUGUAACGACUAAUGAAGAUAUAGUUCAUAAAGAUAUUAGAAUUGGUUUUAGAAAAAUCGAGUUAAUUCAGGAUCCGAUUCAACCGCGAGGUUUGACAUUUUAUUUUAAAGUGAACGGUAAACCCAUGUAUGCCAAGGGUUCCAAUUGGAUACCGGCUCAUGUAUUCCCGGAACUAUUAACUACAGAAUAUAUUAGAAAUUUAUUACAAUCAGUUCGCGAGGCAAACAUGAAUAUGUUGAGAGUAUGGGGCGGAGGUAUCUAUGAGGACAAUGAAUUUUAUCAGAUGGCAGAUGAAAUGGGAAUAUUUAUUUGGCACGACUUCAUGUUUGCCUGCGCUCUAUACCCAGUGACUAACGAUUUCUUAAAUUCUGUUGCCAUUGAAAUUACACAACAGGUUCGCCGUUUACAACAUCAUCCGUCUAUUGCUCUGUGGGCUGGAAAUAACGAAAACGAAGCGGCAUUAGCACAGUUCUGGUGGCCGGAGAUAUUGGUUAAUGGCAAAAUAUACAAAAAAGAUUAUCUAACACUUUAUGUAAACGUUAUCCGAGAGAUAGUUAUACGAGAAGAUAAUUCAGGAAUAUAUUUAACGUCGAGUCCAUCAAAUGGUUUGGAGACUAUUAGAAAUGGUUGGCUAUCUAACAGCCCUCAGGACAAUGCCUUCGGUGACGUCCACUUCUAUUACUAUCACUCCGAUGCCUGGGAUUGGACCAGAUAUCCAAACACUAGAUUUUCUUCAGAAUAUGGCUUUCAAUCGUUUCCAUCAGUAAAGUCUUUGUCAAAAGUUGUCAACAUAUCGGACCUAAGAUAUCCGUUAAGUGAUGCCAUUAGUAUAAGACAACAUCACACUAAUGGUAAUAAUGAGAUAUAUUAUUUGAUUGAGAAAAAUAUGAAACUUCCGGUCGCCGGAGGAAUAGACAGAUUAGCCGAUUAUAUAUAUUUAUCACAAAUUGCACAAUCAAUGAGUCUUAAGGCGGAAACCGAGUUUUAUCGCCGUAAUCGUAACAUUAGUACAUUUAAUGGCGAGGGCUUUACUAUGGGUGCACUGUAUUGGCAGCUCAACGACAUAUGGCAGACACCGAGCUGGUCGUCCAUCGAGUUUGGCGGCAAAUGGAAAAUGGCUCACUAUUUUGUUAAGACAAUGUUUGACAAUCUAUUAGUGGUUCCCUAUGAAGAUAAAGACGUAUUAAAAGUAACACUAAUUCGUGACGAUUAUUCAGGAGAUAUACCAAUGAAUUUAAAAAUAAAAGUAUUUAAGUGGUCAUCACUGACUCCAUUACUUGUCAUAAACAAUAUAGUAAUGUCGAGAAGUAUGUCGGCUCUUAUGAUCUACGAAAACAAAACAUCAGAAGUGUUGAGAGCAGCUAAUUGUGUGGACAGAAAUCAAUGUGUCAUUGAAGUGACUGUUGAUAAUCAACAAAACAAUUGGCAAACAAAUAAUUUUCUGUUAUUGAGUCCACUAAAAGAUGCAUUCGGUUUGAAAGAUCCAAAAAUUAGGAUAAUACAGGUGUCGGGUCCGCAUAACUAUACUCCCGAUUAUGUCUAUGAUAUUGUUUUACAUACAGAAAAUAUAGCACUAUUUGUUUGGUUGGAUUUUACUUUAGAUUCAGAUAUAUUGGGAGAAUUUUCUGAAAAUGGUUUUUUAUUAUCUAAUGAGAAAAAAUUUAUCAGAUUUUAUUCAAAAAAUCCUAUAGAAGUGGAUAAACUUAAAUCACAAUUAAUUAUUAAGACUUUGGCUAAUGUCAAGACUCAGUAA
This is a messenger RNA of Oppia nitens, 2753 nucleotides long. RefSeq names its product beta-mannosidase-like. Gene Ontology annotation, biological process: glycoprotein catabolic process; carbohydrate metabolic process. Gene Ontology annotation, molecular function: beta-mannosidase activity. Lineage: Eukaryota; Metazoa; Arthropoda; Arachnida; Sarcoptiformes; Oppiidae. Bases 63 to 2753 code for a protein of 896 amino acids. The transcript has 7 exons. The record is from RefSeq and is a predicted model, not a curated record.